This is a messenger RNA of Ctenocephalides felis (cat flea), 495 nucleotides long. RefSeq lists its product as uncharacterized. The transcript is spliced from 3 exons. Lineage: Eukaryota; Metazoa; Arthropoda; Insecta; Siphonaptera; Pulicidae. The record is from RefSeq and is a predicted model, not a curated record. Bases 1 to 495 code for a protein of 164 amino acids.
AUGAAAAACCGUGACAAACUUUUGCUUAUUUUUAUAAAUAGUGUCAUUUUGAUAGAUUUUGCAACAGCGAUUGCUUUGAGAAAUCAUUUGAAUGAUGGGCUCUUGGAAUGGACCAAUGUUGAUGAUGUUCUUGGUUUAGGAUCAGUUUUAACUGAUUCGGACCUGGUAUCAACAUCAACAUUCCUCCUAAGGCUAUUGGAAAUUUUCCAGACAAGACCUCUUCCUAUGAUCUACGUGGAAGAUAUCAAGUUGGAUGAACCAGAUAUCCGAAAAAGGCAGCAUAUUGAUAAUAAAUCGCCUCCAACUCGAAGAUACAUUUGCACACCAACUCGUGAAGACAUCUUCAAAUUGCUGGUGGCUUUGCAAGAAAUGCGAAGAGAAGGUCCUCAAAAAUCUAUUAAUUUUUGCAAUUUAGAACGAUCUACAGGGGCAAUUUUCACAAAUAUACGUUUACUGAGAACUCGAGAAAUCACCACUCCAACUCCUCCACGAUAA